CAUUUUUACCUCCCCUCUUUCUCACUUCGAGAACAUUAAGCAGGGUGCUCUUGGAGGGGGGCUUAUCUGGCCCCCUGUUGGAUCUAGACACGAGGUUGAUUCCCAAGUUGGAGUAUGGCUACUACAACCCUGGAGCCUCACAUCGACGCCCCCCUGGAGGUUGAGGGAUGUUUAAUAAUGAAGGUGGAAAAGGACCCUGAAUGGGCAUCGGAACCCAUUCUGGAAGGAUCGGAUAGCUCUGAGUCUGAGGCCUUUCGCAAAUGCUUCAGGCAAUUCUGUUAUGAGGAUGUGACUGGACCACAUGAAGCUUUCAGUAAACUCUGGGAACUUUGCUGUCGGUGGCUGAAACCAGAAAUGCGUUCCAAGGAACAGAUCCUUGAGCUGCUGGUGAUUGAGCAGUUUCUCACCAUUUUGCCUGAGAAGAUUCAGUGUUGGGCACAGAAGCAGUGUCCAGAAAGUGGAGAAGAGGCAGUGGCCCUUGUAGUCCAUUUGGAGAAAGAGACUGGAAGACGAGGACAGCAGGUCAGCAGUCCCAUGCACUUGGAGAAGCAAGCCCCACUUGGAACACCCUGGGAGGUAGCAGACUUCCAACGAGAGCAGAUGGAGACCCAACUCAGUGUGGUCUCUCAGGAGGAAGCUGGAGCUUUCCACUUGGGACACCAGGAACAGCUGAACCAAAAGAGACAACAUCAACCCUUACCCAAGAAUGCUCAGCCUUCUCUCUGGGUUCCUACCCCCGUUGAAGAAUGGAAUCAGGAAGUGACAACCACACAUCUUUCUACUGGGUCUCAGGACCCAGUAAAAGAUGUCCACAUGAUGGGAGGUUUUUCCUACAAAAAGAAUGUACAUCAGAUUCCUGCUCACAGAGAUUUCUACCAGGAUAUCAGGAAGGAGAAUAUUGGGAACAUGAUCUCCCUGGGAAGUACAGUGUCUACAUCUAACAAGAUGGUCCGGUUGGAACAAAGGAAGGAGCCAUGGGCUAUAGGCCUACAUUCCUCUAAUAAGAGAAAUGUCCUACGAAGCAGCUAUAUCAAAGAAAAGUCAGUUCAUGCUAUUCAGAUCCCUACAAGGAAUGCAGGAAAAACAUGGAGAGAACAGCAGCAGUGGGGUUUAGAAGAUGAAAAAAUUGCAGGUGUGCAUUGGAGCUAUGAGGAAACAAAGACUUUUCUUGCAAUUCUCAAAGAGUCUCGCUUUUAUGAAACACUCCAGGCUUGUCCUCGUAAUAGCCAGGUGUAUGGUGCUGUGGCUGAGUGGUUGCGAGAAUGUGGCUUCCUCCGAACACCAGAACAGUGUCGGACUAAGUUCAAAAGUCUCCAGAAAAGCUAUCGAAAAGUGAGAAAUGGCCACAUACUAGAACCUUGUGCCUUCUUUGAGGAUAUGGAUGCUUUGCUGAACCCUGCAGCCCAUGCUACAUCCACUGACAAGCCAAAGGAGGUGAUACCUCUCCCCAGGUUAAAGAGAAUUAGUAUCAGUGCUAAAGAACAGAUCAGUUUAGUGGAGGAGGCAGAAGAAGCAGAAGAUUCUGAUGGUGAUGAAAUGGGCAUUGAAUUUAUCCGCAGAUCUGAGAUUCGUGGUGCUCCUGUCUUGUUACAAAACCUGAGUGGUGUACACUGGGGCUAUGAAGAAACUAAGACUUUUCUUGAUAUCCUCCGUGAGACUCGGUUUUAUGAAGCUCUUCAAGCCUGUCAUCGGAAAAGCAAAUUGUAUGGGGCCGUGGCUGAACAACUUCGGGAGUGUGGCUUCCUACGGACACCAGAACAGUGCAGAACCAAGUUCAAAAGCCUUCAGAAGAGCUACCGCAAAGUGAAAAAUGGCCAUGUACUAGAGUCCUGCGCAUUCUACAAGGAGAUGGAUGCCCUAAUUAAUUCGAGGGCACCUGCUCCUGCCUCCAAUAACCCAGAAGUCCCAUUACCCUCAAGGCAAGAAAGAGGGGUUAUUGAGGUUGAACCCCAAGAACCUAUAGGCUGGGAACCUGAGGAGACUUCACAGGAGACAGUAAUAGAAGAUUCUUGCAGUGAGAAAAUGAGUGAGGAGGAAAUUGUACAAGAGACAGUAUUCCAGGGACCUCCAGGUCUACUGGAAAGCUCACAUGAUUUUGAAAUUGGAAGUAAUAUCAAGGAGGAUUCAACACAGGUAACAUACAAGGGCAUGGAACAGCAUAGGACAUUAAUAGAAAAGUCUAAAAGAGUUGCUUCUCAGAAUGUUGAUGUUGGUAAAUACUGUAAAAGGGAAUGCAUCUCAGGAAGACAAUGGGAAAACCUCCAAGGAAUUAGACAGGGAAAGCUUCUGUCUCAGCCUAGAGAUUUAGAGAAAGUGGUAGUGCAUCAGAGGCCUUUCUUGGGGAAGAGACCCUACAGACUACUCAAAUAUGGAGAAAGCUUUGGAAGGAGUGCUCGUCUUAUGUGUCGGAUGACUCAUCAGAAGGAAAAUCCUUAUAAAUGUAGUAUCUGUGGGAAGUGCUUUGGUAGAAGCAGAAGCUUAAUCAGGCACCAAAGAAUACAUACAGGAGAAAAACCUUUUAAAUGUCUUGACUGUGGGAAAAGCUUUAACGACUCCUCUAAUUUUGGUGCCCAUCAGAGAAUCCACACAGGCGAGAAACCCUAUAGAUGUGGAGAAUGUGGAAAAUGCUUUAGUCAAAGCUCUAGUCUUAUUAUACAUCAGAGAACCCAUACUGGUGAGAAGCCGUAUCAGUGUGGAGAGUGUGGGAAAAGCUUUACCAACAGUUCUCAUUACAGUGCCCACCGGAGAGUCCACACAGGUGAGAAUCCCUACAAAUGUGUGGAUUGUGAAAAAAGUUUCAAUAACUGUACAAGAUUUCGAGAACAUCGGAGAAUACACACUGGAGAGAAGCCCUAUGGAUGUGGCCAGUGUGGCAAACGUUUCAGUAAGAGUUCUGUUCUUACCAAACACCGGGAAGUUCAUGUGAGAGAGAGGCUUCUGCCACACCCUCCAUCUAUGUACUCCCCAGAGAACCCACAUAAGGGAAAGACUGAUGAGUUCAGGAAAACUUUUUGAUGAUCUCUUUCUCAAUGUCCCUUUAGCCAUCUUACCCUAAUCUCUGUUGGAAGUGAUCUUUUAUUAGAUAUAAAGAAUAAUUCUCAAGAUAAACUUGAGAAUGUAAAUAGACUAGACUUUCAUCCUGUUCUCACCUCUGCCUCUAACUUGAUAAAUCCAUUCCUUUCCUUAUCCAUGUCUCAGUUUCUCCUUUACCAAAGUGGAGAAGAUACAUUGUCUGAGUUCAGAAUGAAAUCAUCUUCAGUAGGUUGAAGCGACUGGUGUUGGAUUGCUAAAUUCAGCAACGUUCAUAAUCCUUCAGUGUGGGUAAGAGUUGUUUUAAAGGAGAUUCAAAAAAUGCUGUUUUAUUUUUUCAUUAUCUACUACAUGAGAUCCUGGAUGCAACUUGUAAACAAAUUUUCACAUUUGAGUAGAACUUUCAGGAAUCAAAUUAUAACUGCAUUAACUCCAUCUUGGUUUUGAAGAUAUUCACAAAAGAAGAAUGAAGAUUUUAUAGCAUCUUUCAGAAGUCUUUUACAGUGUACCUUUAUCAUGCUAAGAAGUUGACAAAUAGGAUUGAAUCCCAGUAUGUCAUUUGAAAUCAUGUUACUACUGCCUUGGCCUCCAUAGUGUUGAGAAGCAAUUGAUCACCCAUCAUCCUUUUGUGUAUCUGAAGACUUAAAUCUCCUAGGCUGCUUACUGUUUCUUCGGCCUAUACGUAAUCCCAGUUCCUUGUACUGUUUAUCUUAAAUACUAUACUUACCUCUUAAUUGUUCUGGGUGCUCUUGUCUGACUCUUCUGAACUAUCAUGCCCUCCUCAGAUUGAAUAGGAUGCAUGCUCGUGGUGUGUCUCUUUAAAGUAGAAUUUCAGACACAUUCUAGUUCUACCCUGUAACUUCUCUGGCUCUUAUCUAGAAUGUGACCAGUAUGUUGGCAUAUUUUACACUUCCCACCUCUACACCUUAGUAAAAUAUUUUAUAGUGGUGUUUCUAAAACUUUUAGGGGAUAGGGAAGAAAUGUGAUAGAGAACUGAAGCAUGUAAUGUUUCUAAGACCAGUUAGACUCCAUAGGCCUACUUUAAAUCUGAUGGCCACCUCAGUCUAGACCAAACUUCUAGGGCUAGCUGUUAAAUAUACCUGUUUCUGAAGUGUUUAGUUCCUGUUCAUAGAAUCAUAAACCUAUUAUAGAGGCCUGAAUAAUUUAUACAACUCUAUAGCUCACUGAAUAAAAGUGAAGACAUAGAAAUCUCCAGUCCAGAGCACCAUUUUUGUUUCCCUUGUUUACCUGUUUGUCUAAAAAAAAAAAGUCUAUGAUAACCCCUUAGCACUAGCUCAGUAAAUAUUGAAAUAAUCUGAGGGUAUAGUUAAUUCAGAUAGAGAGUUACAAAUGAAACCCAGGAAUUUAAUUUUCCAAAGCUAGUUGCUUCAAGAUAAAACCAACUAUAUCCUUAAUACAUAGGUAACCAAGGAUGGCUUUGUUUUGGGGAGGGAGAAGUCACAGGUUUAGUGGAAGGAUAACCAGAUUCGGAGCUGUGUGUAGAUUCGUUUGCUCCUCUCUCCCUUCCCUUGUCAAAUGUUCUUAUUCAAAGACAUCUGGAGAUAAUAUUUUUCCUUUCAGUAUGUUUGAAUCUUUUGAGACCUGUUCAGCAAAGUACCAAGGAGGGAACGUACUGUAGAAAGAAAUCCAGUUUAUGGCACCAGAAUAGGAUAUGGUCAACCGUUGGAAGGCAGGUGACUCAGAAAUAGAAGAUUUUACCCACCAUCUUAGCCAAGACUAUUUGCCUUCCUGCAUUUUCUCUCUUCAGCUGGGGCAUGUAAGGUAAAAUGAAUAAUCAUGUUCUGCUCAAUGUGUCUUUGUAUCACUUCUCAUUGCCUUUAUGAAAAUCCAUAGGGAAGGUUUUUUUUCUAGAUUCAGUACCAAGGAAAGCUCUGAUCCUAAGCCAAAAAAUUAGUUUAUAAUCUUAUAAACACUGUGACUUUUAUAACUUACUGUUUUUCUCUCUGUUCUGGCUGUUACAGAAAGCUCAACAAAACAUACAGCCCACCUCAACCAACUACCUAAACCUAUAUUGAUUUAAUUUUGUCUUAUUUCUUUGGAAAUUGUGUCAAAUCCUAUUUUUGAAAAAUAGUAUAAACAGACAUUUUAUUCUCUGACAUCUAAGGCAUUUUGGAAAUUGGGCUUAUAUGUUUUUGCCCACAGUUGCUUUAUUACUCCCAUAAAUACCUCCAAUUCUUACCAGUGAUUUUAUUACACAUUCAACCUAGUUUAUUCAUCUGGAAAGAAACCUCAGUUUUUUAAUAAGGAAAACUUCGCAUAUACUUAAACCACUCAGGGCAGCCUGCUAUCGAGGAAUAAUGAGCAUUAGACCAGAAACCAAAAGAGAUAAGUUUUAAUAUUGUCGCUACCACUUAAUGAGUGUUAUUUAACAAAUUAUAAUGUCUCUAGCCUUAGUUCUUUAUCUGAAGAGAGUUUGAACUUGAUUGCCAAGACUACUCUGGCUCUACUGUUCCAUGAGGCUAUGGAGCAUAGUGGAGAUGAGAAAGAGGUUAUGAGACCAAGCUACCUGCCUAGCUUACCACUGAAUGCAUCAUCUGGGCCAUCCUGAAUCCAUUUUAUGCUUUAGGAAAGGGAUGCUGUGACAGCCAAGUCAACCCAGGAGCUUACUUAGUCAUGGAAAAGGACAAGCCCUUCGUGUUCAACAGCAGACAGCACCUCAAUAGCCAAUGGCAGGUAGCUAAAGUGAAGAAAGCCAAUUUUCUGAGAUCUGAUGCCCAGUGACAAACCAGACUCAACCUGGAAGGAGCUGGGAAGCCCCAAGUGAAAGGAGUCUCUGAUUAACUUGUGUAACUAUAAGCCUUUGCUUCUGUCUGAAUGCAUUCCAAGACCAAUUAUAAGUGUAUGUCUACUCAUAGUUUUGUAUUAAUAUUCACUUAGAUGUGUUCUUGGAAAUUUGUAUGUGAAAUAAAUGUGUGAAAUAAAUGGUUCCCAUUAGUUUUUUGCCAUAA
Tupaia belangeri chinensis (Chinese tree shrew) is the source of this 5999-nucleotide messenger RNA. RefSeq names its product zinc finger with KRAB and SCAN domains 2 (gene ZKSCAN2). NCBI's taxonomy places the organism in Eukaryota, Metazoa, Chordata, Mammalia, Scandentia, Tupaiidae. Gene Ontology annotation, molecular function: DNA-binding transcription factor activity, RNA polymerase II-specific; RNA polymerase II cis-regulatory region sequence-specific DNA binding. The record is from RefSeq and is a predicted model, not a curated record. The coding region runs from base 115 to 3015 and encodes 966 amino acids. The transcript has 8 exons. Gene Ontology annotation, biological process: regulation of transcription by RNA polymerase II.